This is a messenger RNA of Stegodyphus dumicola, 862 nucleotides long. RefSeq lists its product as uncharacterized. NCBI's taxonomy places the organism in Eukaryota, Metazoa, Arthropoda, Arachnida, Araneae, Eresidae. The record is from RefSeq and is a predicted model, not a curated record.
CAGAGACGUCGUAAUACUUCAAACUCAAAAUAAUCUACUAACCCCGAUACCAAGAUGUGGUUCCUCUUCUUCGCAUUUUUAUUCACUCUUUGCUCAGGUCAGCCUGAUUCCGAUAUGUGCGAUUUAGGUCCAUUCAAGAAAUGCAAGCAGAUGACACAGGUAGGCAGUUUUCCAGAGACUGAAGAAGGACUUGCCGAAGUUUGUCCAUUAUUUAAGGAGUACAUAGGAUGUUUGAAUGUCUACGAUCAGUCCUGCGAGGUGACAAUCUUUCCGAAUCCUGGGCAAUACGAGAGCCUCAUUGGCGCGAUAGAUGAUGUGUGUGACAGAGAUAGUCACCUGCAUAGAGUCUUUCUGGAGAGCAUUCCUUGCUAUAAGCACGUAUCCAACAGUUACAGGAAAGUCUGUCCAUCUAGAGAACUUCUCUUUACAGCUUUGGAACUAUACGACAUACAGAACCCAAUUGCUGAAAUUACAGAUGAUACUGAAAUAAAAUCAUUGAGAUUUUGGAAAUUAAAUUCAUGCUUGUAUCAAGUUUACAUGGUCUCCUGUAUGGCUGACUAUGCCGCAGCAGAGUGCACAAACGACGCCCGACAGUCUACUGUAGAUCUUGCUCGUCGAUCGUAUUAUCUGGAUGACGAGUGCCCUCAAGGAUAUGCGGAGACACUGCUGUCUAUUGUACCGGAGCUGGAUUUGGACGAAUCUUUGAAAAAGACACUGUAUCGCACUUUGGAAGGCCUUAAGAGAAGUUAAACAGAAAAUCAGAUCUAUGUCGCAUGUAAUAACGUAACCAAUAUUUGUGAAUAUCAGAUUCUGAAAUUGUUUGUCUAUGCUCUAACAUUCAAUAAAGUCAUUUUUCCUAACU